AUGACCCAACGCAACUCCUUCCAACCCCCUCCCUCCUCACAACAGAUUGAUCAGAGCCAGGAGCUGGUGGCAAUCGGCGCCGCGAAUAUCGUCAGCAGUUUCGUGCGCUCGUAUCCGGCAACUGGAAGUUUUUCCCGCACCGCCGUCAACUCUGCAAGCGGUGUUGAGACGCCAAUGGGCGGAAUUGUCACCGGUGCAAUCGUCAUCCUCGCACUGCAGUUCCUCACAUCGCUCUUUGAGUACAUUCCGCAGGCCGCCCUCGCCUCCAUCAUCAUCUCGUCUGUCGUCACCAUGAUUGACUUCAAGGUUGUGCUCAGCAUUUUCCGCGUGUCAAAGCCGGACCUGCUUCCCUAUGCAAUCUCUUUCUUUGGAACUCUCUUCCUCGGCAUCGAGGAUGGUGUUGGCAUCGCUGUGGGUGUCAACGUCCUUUAUCUCCUCUACAUAUCCGCACGGCCCGGAAACACGCUGUUGUCCCAGCGGCAGGGUCGGUUUGAGGCGAGCAAGUUCAGCGAUGCGUUGGUGAAACGCAUGCCGGGAGGAAUCAUGGUGCUGCAGCUUGGCGGAAGCCUGAUGUUCCCUGCUGUGGAGCACAUCAAGGACAUGUUGGUUGAGCUGCGUCGUGAGUCGUCAUGUCCAGCCGUCAUUGUCGACUUCUCAAAGGUCUCCUUCAUCGACUACACAGGGGCGCACGGGCUGCAAGAUGUUUUGCGCGAGCUUGAGAGCGAGCACGUGCGUCUUCUCUUCUGCUCCGUCUGCCCGCGCGUGCACGCCAUUCUUCUUCGCAUGAACGUCCAGGCGGCAACACAUGUAUUCGAGUCGGUGACAGAUGCGUUUAUCGUGGCGCAGGCGGACGAUUCGCCCGCUGACAACAACACCCAAACCGAUGAUGCAUCGUCACACCUUCUGGAGGGCUAUGCCAGCAGCAACUAUGCCACCCUGCCCCUCAACUGA
Salpingoeca rosetta is the source of this 951-nucleotide messenger RNA. RefSeq lists its product as uncharacterized. Lineage: Eukaryota; Choanoflagellata; Craspedida; Salpingoecidae. The record is from RefSeq and is a predicted model, not a curated record. The coding region runs from base 1 to 951 and encodes 316 amino acids. Gene Ontology annotation, cellular component: membrane. Gene Ontology annotation, biological process: transmembrane transport. Gene Ontology annotation, molecular function: sulfate transmembrane transporter activity. The transcript has 10 exons.